Molecule: messenger RNA, 1125 nt
Organism: Phragmites australis (common reed)
Lineage: Eukaryota; Viridiplantae; Streptophyta; Magnoliopsida; Poales; Poaceae
Exons: 6
Coding region: 125-817 (230 amino acids)
Source: RefSeq, a predicted model, not a curated record
CCCGGCCAUAAAAGAAAAAAAAAGAUCGAGCCCGGGAUUCUCCUCCAUCUCCAACCUCAGCCCAGACCCCAGGGGGACGCAACCACCCGUAGCCACUCACCGGCGACGGCGACCAACGCGCCCAAUGGCUGCGUCCCUCCGCUCGCCGCCUCCCGUUCCUGCCGCCUUCCACCGCUCCCGCGCCAUCGUCCGCGCUUCCUCCUCCUCCUCGUCAUCGUCCGCGGUCUCGUCGUCGUCCGUGCCCAAGGCGCGCUUCGUCGCCCGCCGCUCCGAGUCCACCUCUGUCCAGGAGCUCUCCCGUCCCCUCGCGGAGUACAUGAGCUUGCCGGCGAGCCAGUACUCGGUGCUGGACGCUGAGCGUAUCGAGCGCGUCGACGAAUCCACCUUCCGCUGCUACGUCUACCGGUUCCGCUUCUUCGCGCUCGAGGUCUGCCCCGUCCUCCUCGUCCGCGUCGACGAGGAGCCCAACGGAUGCUGCAUUCGCCUCCUCUCCUGCAAGCUGGAGGGGUCACCGCUUGUGGAGGCACAAAAUGAUAAAUUCUCAGCUUCCAUGGUGAAUAGGGUCUUCUGCAACAGCAUUUCGCAAGAUUCGACAUUUCAACAGCUUACAUCAGAUACUACAAUCGAGGUUGCAAUUGAUAUACCGUUUCCAUUUCGAGCAAUACCAGUUGAAGCCAUUGAAUCAAGUGGCAGGCAAGUGCUUGAGCAGUUACUUCGAGUCAUGCUCCCACGAUUUCUGAAGCAGCUUGUCAAAGACUACCAAGCUUGGGCUUCCGGUGAUUCUUCAAGGAAACCACUUGGUACCGGUGAAAUAUGAAGCUGCCCAUUUCUUCCACUAGGCGUGAUAGUACUUAUUGGAUUCAGUUAUCGCCGCUUGAUGGAACAUAUGGCAAUCCUGCUCAUACACCAUCCAUUUUGCUCAUGGCAGUUUCUCCUUGUUGAACUCAGCCAAUGCCUGCUGGUUUUCUGUUGCACUUCUACUGUCGUACGAUCCUUGUGCUUCUUUAUGGCCUUUGUCUGAAGAUCCUUUGCACAGCUUAUGGCUAUGGAGUAUGUACCAUACAGAAGUUUGUAAACUAAGCAUUAAAUGUAUAUCAUGGUAUCUGAACAGUCUUUGCGUGCAUA